Molecule: messenger RNA, 369 nt
Organism: Drepanopeziza brunnea f. sp. 'multigermtubi' MB_m1
Lineage: Eukaryota; Fungi; Ascomycota; Leotiomycetes; Helotiales; Drepanopezizaceae
Biological process (GO): transcription by RNA polymerase II
Cellular component (GO): RNA polymerase II, core complex
Molecular function (GO): DNA binding; protein dimerization activity
Source: RefSeq, a predicted model, not a curated record
AUGAACGCCCCAGACAGAUUCGAGUUGUUCAUUCUCGGAGAAGGCGAGAAGAAGGUCUCCGAGGCAGCAGAUACCCGUACCUCCGAUAGCUCGGUGUUCACAUUCAACAAGGAAGACCACACACUUGCCAACAUCCUCCGCGCGCAUCUCGUCAAAGACCCCCAUGUCUUGUUCGCCGGCUACAAAAUCCCACACCCUCUCUUCGCCAAGUUCGAGCUCCGCGUACAAACCGAUGGCACAGUUUCGCCAAAAGAGGCACUGGUGAAAUGCUGCAAGGAGUUGGUCGCUGAAAUGGAGACUCUGAGUCGAGAGUUCACGAAGGAGUACGAGCUGCGAAAGAUGGUCAGUGGGGACGCUGGCGAUAACUGA